Molecule: messenger RNA, 1753 nt
Organism: Ictalurus punctatus (channel catfish)
Lineage: Eukaryota; Metazoa; Chordata; Actinopteri; Siluriformes; Ictaluridae
Product: sialic acid-binding Ig-like lectin 7
Exons: 6
Coding region: 164-1153 (329 amino acids)
Source: RefSeq, a predicted model, not a curated record
AAGGAGAGUGUGAAACGUUACCACAAGCCAAAUGUCAACGAUUGUUACAGUACAGAAAUUAAAACAUUGCAUGUAUAUAUAUAUAUUUAUAUAUACAGUAUAUCAGUAUCGCACGAAAGGAUUUUCUCGACUCCAUGUCAUGUGACCUUUUCUGACCUGAGAUAUGAAAGCUGUGGAGAAAUUUGCAUUCACCUGUUGUUUAUUUCAAGCUGUUUUUUGCAGAGAAUUCUACAUCAAUCUACCAGAAAGUAUAGAAGCUGUGAGAGGACUCUGUGUUCGUAUACCCUGUAGUUUUGAUUUUAAAGAACAAUAUGAUGAAGAACUGCAAAACAAUCCUAGAGGAGUCUGGUAUAAAGGUGACAGUUUGGCAAAACACAAAGUCUUUUCUUCCAAAACUCCCGAAGACAACAAGAUUGAUGGCAAAAUAAUAGGAGACCUCCACAGGAAGAACUGCACCACCAUCUUCUACAACAUCAGUGAGAGUGACAGUGGAGAAUAUUACUUUAGAUUAGUGUCUGGAAAUCUGAAAUAUAUUUAUCCUUCUUCUCUUUAUUUAAAUGUCAGAGCUUCUCCAAUCACACCCUCAAUAACACUGUAUAAGGAGGAUCAGGGGAAGGUGGAGGACCAAAAUGAGGUGCUGGAGGGAACUUUAGUGAGUCUCAUUUGCUCUGCUCCAGCUCCUCCAUGUCUCUUAAAGCCACCCACUUUUACAUGGAACUUCCUGCCUGAAGAGAGAAGACAGGAGCAGAACCACAACACCAGCUUCAGCUCCUCUCAGCUGAACUUCACCGCUACUCACCUUCAUCAUGGACUCACUGUCACCUGCACUGCCACCUACCAGCUCCAGAACAGGAACAAAUCAGCACAGAGAUCUUUUAUACUACAUGUUCUGUAUGGUCCUAGAAACACGUCAGUAUCGGCGUCUCCAUCUGCUUCAGUGCUUUUGGGCAGUUCAGUGUCUCUGAGAUGCAGCAGUGAUGCAAACCCAGCAGUGCUGAACUACACCUGGUACAGAGAGAACGGAGAGCAGAUAGGAACCGGAAACCAUCUCACCAUCAACACCACUGAUUCUACACACAGUGGUCUAUACUACUGUAGAGCUCAAAACCAGCACGGAGAUCACACCUCAUCUGUCCUCCUGGAUGUUCAGUAAUUUAAUGAUGAUGGCACCAAAAGAUAUUCAUGAACAUCCCUGUGCACACACGUCACCUUCAACAAACAUGCAUUUCCCAAUGCCUCCCCUUGAACCAAGCAUUGGUGAAUUGAGGUUUGGUUACAGCCUGAAUCCACCAAUGUGUGGUAUGUACCUCCUUGGACACUCACUCACCGUGUGUGGUACGUCCCAGCCUGAUCGGAAGUGGCUUGCGGCAUGUCAGGGAUCUGGACCAAGACCCCUCUGCCAGCUAGACCACCUCAUCGAGUGAUGCCGGUCGGUGGUGCUGGACCCACACCAUCGGCCCUUCUGGUAGUCGGAAGUCGGAAGUCCACCUACUUUGCAUUGUCUUUUGGAUUGUGCUUGUUGGUAUUGAACCUGGAACAAUUUUGAACAUUUGAUUGUGAUUGUGAUUGUGAUUCAGUUUGCAAUAAAAACUCAGAUUUUUGAAAGGCUUGAUUUGGUGUGAAAGUGAAAACUAAAAUGUAAAAAUACAUGAAAAAUCAAUAAUUUUAAGAAAAUUUACUUAAAAAAGUAAAUAAGAAAAAUCUUAUUUACUUAUAAAAAUUUAUAUAGUUGUGCUCCUAAAUAUACACACCC